GCAGUGGAGGUUAUUACCUCUUCCGUAUCUCUCAGUCCACUUGAAACUUCCGUGUUUCGAAGGCUAUCGUACUGGGUCAAGCUGUGUAUCACAAUGAGAUCCAUCCCGGAAGACCUAACGGCACUUAUUUCAGAUCUGGAAACCUUUUUGACGGAUGUUCUUAAAGGGGAGAAUUUGAGCAGGAAAGCAAAAGAGAAAAAGGAUGCCUUUAUCAAGCGGAUUAAAGAAGUGAAAUCGAGCUACUCUCAGGAUUUCAAGGACGAACGAGAUGAAGAGUUCACUGACCUUGACGAGGCGGACACCAGUAACGACGGCGGAUCGCUGCACUCAGAGCAGACUGACAGGGAUGAUAGUGCUUAUGAUGGAGUUCAGCAGUCUCCCCCGGUGGCAGCUCAGGACCUUCCAUCCAUUUUAAAGAGUGGCUACCUGGAGAAACGCAGGAAAGAUCACAGUUUCUUUGGCAAUGAGUGGCAGAAGAGAUGGUGUGCCAUAAGCAACAAUGUAUUCUACUACUAUGGUGGUGAGAAAGAUAAACAGCAGAAGGGAGAGUUUAAUAUUAUUGGCUACACUGUCAAAAUGAACAACAAUCUGCGGAAAGAUGCUAAGCGAGAUUGUUGCUUUGAGAUCUCUGCUCCAGACAAGCGUGUAUAUCAGUUUUGUGCUGCCUCUGAGAAAGAUGCUAAAGAUUGGGUGGAGCAAAUUCACUUUUUGAUCAAAGACAUGGAUGGAAUCAUUCCUGAAGAUGAAGAGGAGUAUGAUGACUGCUUGGCAAUGAGCUCAUCAUCCAAGACUGUGACCUCAUCACCCAUGGGUGCUGCUAUCGAUGAUGACAUCUAUGAAGAACUCCCUGAAGAAGAUGUACCCCAGCCGCCUAAAGCACUAGUAACCCUGGCCAACAAACCCCCACCACCAUCCACCCCAGUUACAGCAGUGAACAAGAGCACAGACUAUGCAAACUACUUCCAGGGGUUGUGGGAUUGCACCAGUGACCACCCUGAUGAGCUGUCCUUUAAGAGGGGAGACACCAUCUACGUCCUCAGCAAGGAGUACGACACCUUCGGCUGGUGGGUGGGGGAGAUGAAAGGGGCUAUUGGAAUCGUGCCAAAGGAGUAUCUUCUGGAACUGUAUGCUCUGUAAGGGACUUGAGGUGAGCAAAUGUUCCUGGAAUGUUACCCAAGCAUAUCUAAUCUAAUUCUCACACAAACAGGAAACAUACAUUGAUUUGCCUUAUUAUUUUUUUAAAUUUUUUUAAAAAUGUCUGACAUAUCUAAGCUGUUAUUUUGAUCUAGUUUUAUAACAUGUUUUAGUUUUUUUCUAGAGACCCCUUGUUGGCCUGCUGUUGUAGCUUCAUGCACUGCCAUGUUUCACAAACCACUGUCUGUUUCACUGUUUCAUUCUGUGUAAGAUGUAAAGCAAACUGCAAAGCAUUUCAAAAGCACAAGUGAUUUUAAAAUAUACGCAACGAAAGAUGUAUAUGCUUAGAUGUGAUGCUUUGAAGUUAUUUAAUGCACAUGUGCUCCAAUAUUUAAUAUGAAGUAUUGAGUGAAUGUAAAUCUUUUUUGUCAUUCAAGUGCAUAAAUACUUCAUAAAUAUGUUAUAAGUGUUGUGUAAAUGAAAUAAACGCAUAUGUGUUAAUGGUGCAUAAAA
This is a messenger RNA of Myxocyprinus asiaticus (Chinese sucker), 1647 nucleotides long. RefSeq names its product src kinase-associated phosphoprotein 2-like. Gene Ontology annotation, molecular function: protein binding. Bases 94 to 1137 code for a protein of 347 amino acids. The record is from RefSeq and is a predicted model, not a curated record. NCBI's taxonomy places the organism in Eukaryota, Metazoa, Chordata, Actinopteri, Cypriniformes, Catostomidae. The transcript has 12 exons. Gene Ontology annotation, cellular component: cytoplasm; plasma membrane.